UAUUGCACUCAAAAUUACUGUGAUACUCUCUAAAAGCAAAACAGAAAUGUUUGUUUUAAAAAAUCAAUUAUCUGCUUGUUGUUACACAGGGCUCCAGAAAAGGUACUGCACUAAAGCAGUUGAGCAUAUAGUAAAGGGCAUUUGUGAACUGAACCCCAAAAAGCCCCUGGGCCAGCCUGCGCCUCAUACACAUGGUCAUUUGUUAGGUGAAAAUGAAGUAACCCCUUUAAUCAAAAAGGAAGAAUAUCAAUGUAGAAGGCAGAAAUUAGUCGAGGCAAUUGUUGGACAUGCAAGGAAAAACAACGCUCAAGCUCAAAACCAUAUGAUUGUGAUACCAUCCACCUCUAAGCAAUAUAUGUCUGACAAAAUACCGUACGUUUUUCGGCAAAAUAGCGAGUUUAUUUAUCUAACUGGAUGUCAAGAACCAGAUACUUGUGCAGUCAUUACGACAGGAAACAACUCGUGUGAUCACAAAACAACGCUAUUUACAAGAGAUAAAGAUGAUCAUGCCGAAUUGUGGGACGGGCCCAGAACCCAUCCGGAAGAUGCCGUUGGAUUUUUCGGUGUAGAUAACAGCUUACCAAUGAGUGAUCUACCGAAAUUCUUGAAUUCGUGUAGAAAAUCAAUUGGAAAUAUUAGCUUAUGGUAUGAUUUCGAAAGUGCGCCCCAUAAGGAAAUCCACAGAAUAGUAUGCGAUUACCUAAAAGACUCUUGUAAUAAAGCGUUCGACUCGCCUCGAAGUUUUAUUCACAAGUUGCGGUUGUAUAAAAGUGCAGCUGAAAUUGCGUUAAUGCAAAGGUCUUGCGAUAUAGCUUCCAAAGCUAUUGUUGAAACUAUACGCUAUUCUAGACCGGGUGUAGGCGAAAACCAAUUAUUUGCCAAGGUUGAUUUUGAAUGCAGGAUCAGAGGGGCGGAAUUCUUAGCAUAUCCUCCUGUGGUAGCUGGAGGCAAUAGAGCGACUACCAUACAUUAUAUCAACAACAAUCAGUUGGUAUAUGGAAACGAAAUGGUCCUUAUGGAUGCUGGCUGCGAAUACCAUGGCUAUGCUAGUGAUAUCACUAGGACGUGGCCAGUGAAUGGAAAAUUUACAGGGCCUCAAAGGGAAAUUUAUGAAAUUGUCCUGGAUGUACAAAAAGAGCUAAUUGAGCUGUGCCACAAAUUGCCUACUUUAGAUGCUCUAUUUGAAUGCAUGUGUUUGUUGCUUGGAAAACGGUUACAAAGUGCUGGUCUUUUAGGCAUACAACCAUCUAACAAUUACCUAAUGAAGGCAGCUUAUCAGUUAUGUCCUCACCAUGUAUCACAUUACUUGGGAAUGGAUGUUCAUGACACUCCGACGAUUAGUAGAAAUAUUAAAUUAGAACCUGGAAUGGUGAUCACUGUGGAACCAGGCAUUUACGUUAACGAAAAAUCGUGCCUUCCAAAAGAAUAUCGUGGAAUUGGGGUGAGAAUAGAAGACGACAUUUUGAUAACCGUAAACGGCCCAGUAGUGUUAAGUAGAAAAUGUCCCAAAGAAGUGGACGAGAUCGAGCAAAUUGUCUGCGAAGAAAUGUCCAGAAGCUGAUAAGAUGUAAAUAUAAUAAUAAGUUGAACUAGAAGUUUCCACCUCUGUGCAAAGGCCCUAAGUUUGUUAGAAUGUUGAAGUUCUGUGUGGCAUUGUUCUCUAAUACUACAUAAUGGUUAUUUUUUAAUGUUGUGUGUUUUGAAUGUAAUGGAGUAGAAAAAUAUUAAACUUUAAUAUAAUCAAAUUGCUCCAUCUUUUCAUUCAAUUUUUUAAUUAACAAAUACAUACUCUAGUUCUAUUUAAUUAUAAGGUAACUUGAAACAUUGCAGGUACUUUAACAUUUUUCAAAUGUUUUUAUAAAUAGAAAAUUACACGUUGGCACUUUCAGAAAUAAUAUAUCUACCAUUCUAG
Messenger RNA from Dendroctonus ponderosae (mountain pine beetle), 1912 nucleotides. RefSeq names its product xaa-Pro aminopeptidase 3. Gene Ontology annotation, cellular component: mitochondrion. NCBI's taxonomy places the organism in Eukaryota, Metazoa, Arthropoda, Insecta, Coleoptera, Curculionidae. The transcript is spliced from 9 exons. The record is from RefSeq and is a predicted model, not a curated record. The coding region runs from base 47 to 1561 and encodes 504 amino acids. Gene Ontology annotation, molecular function: metalloaminopeptidase activity; manganese ion binding.